This is a messenger RNA of Daucus carota subsp. sativus, 402 nucleotides long. Its product is annotated as phosphopantothenoylcysteine decarboxylase subunit SIS2-like. The transcript has a single exon. Bases 1 to 402 code for a protein of 133 amino acids. NCBI's taxonomy places the organism in Eukaryota, Viridiplantae, Streptophyta, Magnoliopsida, Apiales, Apiaceae. The record is from RefSeq and is a predicted model, not a curated record.
AUGACGACUCCCAUGGCGAUCUCCAAGUGUUUGAGAUUCAGCAAGAACGUUCCGCUCAGAAGCUUAAUUCAUCUCCAUCUCAAUCCAAUCGCCACCGCGGAUUCAAUCGAAACCGCCUCUGAAUCUCCAUCGAAGCUUCGUGUCUUCGAAACUAAAACCCCGAAUUCACCUCUCCGAAACGACGUCGCAGCGGUGAUUCGCAAUCAGGUCAAUCUGGCGGCGUUGUUGACGCGUGGACGCGCGGUGAAGAUUGAUGAUGAGUUCAAUGAGGACGAUUUUGAGGACGAGAGCGAUGAGUUCGAGGAGGAGGAUGAAGAGGAGUUUGAUGAAAUGGACGGUGAAGAUUGCGUGGAUGAUGAUGACGAUGAAGAUGAAGAUCCUGUUUACAAGAAGAGGAAGUGA